CUAUUGGUACAAAGUUUCCUUCUCUGCAAAGUAUGUUCAAGUCCUGUUAGAGUCCCUCAGUUGCCAGAAAACCAGGUUUUAGCAGAUCUAAAGAAUGGAAGUGAAUCUGCAAAUGCGCUGUCCGAUAAAUUGUUUUCUUUACUUGAACCGCACGAAGAGGAUGGCCUAAGGAGCAGUACAGAAAACCAUAUUUUCCUCUCACGAGUUUCUCGCUCACUGAACCCCUGUGAGGAAAAGAGAGUCCGAAAGUGGAAUCAUUGCCUUGAAAGACAUGUCGCUGAGGUUCAUUGCAAGAAGCAUAGUGUUGGUUGUUACUCACCAGGCAAUAUUCCACCGAAAUGCAAGAAAAAUUACAAAAUCGUUUUUGGUCCAAGUGGUUCUUGUACAAUGGCUUCGAAUUGCACGUGCGCGGCGUGA
Messenger RNA from Pocillopora meandrina, 417 nucleotides. The record is from the annotation of a GenBank genome assembly. NCBI's taxonomy places the organism in Eukaryota, Metazoa, Cnidaria, Anthozoa, Scleractinia, Pocilloporidae.